GAAUUUUCGCACAGUAUCUGUUGCGCUGAAAAGGUUGAUUCCGCUUUAUGCUCCCAAUCGAACUUUGAGGAAGAAGGGUUUCUGGUGCAAGAUGUCGACCGAGUCAUCACCCUUGACUCACUCAAUCUCGCUCCCGAAUAAACAGUCCGAACCGGUUCAAAUUGUUGCUGCUUCCGGUGUCUCUCAUUCUGAUUUUUGGAGUGCUAUUGAUUCCUCUUUAUUCAAGCAGUGGUUACAUAGCCUCCAAAGUGAGACUGGGGUUCUAGCCGAUGGUACAAUGGCUCUGAGACAAGUUCUAAUUCAGGGAGUAGACAUGUUUGGAAAGCGCAUCGGGUUUCUUAAGUUCAAAGCUGACAUUUUUGACAAAGAAACAGGAAAAAAGAUUCCAGGUAUUGUAUUUGCAAGAGGACCAGCUGUGGCUGUGCUGAUACUUUUGGAAUCAGAGGGAGAGACUUAUGCUGUUCUUACUGAACAGGCAAGGGUUCCAGUUGGAAGAAUUAUUUUGGAAUUGCCGGCUGGAAUGUUGGACGAUGACAAGGGUGAUUUUGUUGGCACUGCAGUUCGUGAGGUUGAAGAAGAGAUUGGCAUCAAGUUAAAUCUAGAAGACAUGGUUGACCUCACCGCUUUCCUAGACUCUUCAACUGGAUGCAAAGUUUUUCCCUCGGGGGGAGGAUGUGACGAAGAAAUUAGUAUCUUUCUGUACAGAGGGCAUGUUGAUAAAGAGAUUAUCACACAGCUACAGGGUAAAGAGACUGGCCUUCGUGAGCAUGGGGAGCUGAUUAAGGUACGUUUAGUACCAUACAAGAAACUUUGGCGCACUACAGCAGAUUGCAAGGUUUUGGUGGCUGUUGCACUGUUAGAAAUGGCAACUAAAGAAGGGCUAUUACCUCCUUUGGCAACCUAAUUUAGUAGCCUUUCUGGCUGGUAGUGCUACGCAGAGGAAGACGAUAGAAACUUUUUAUCCGUGUUGCAUACUCUACCUAACAAGAAAAGGCUUGGUUGUUAUCUUUGCCUUUUGUACUGGAUGAAACUAUCCCUUACCAAGAGAUUCUCAGUUACGCCCUUGUAAGGUAGUGAGUGUGAGGAGUCUUAUAUUUGAGCCACUAUUCUUUCUCCGAAUGACUAAAUUUAUGCUUUUAAUGUUAAUCAAAAGAUGGAAUACAUAACUGACAUGGCUCACACAUAGUAUUACGGUGUCAGGAAAUUCUUGCACCAUGUUUACUUAAAAGUCAAAGAACUAGUUGUUGACAUUUUCUCAGAUUCUAAGGAAGAAAACAUUUCUCUACGGUUUUUGUUGCGACUUGAGAGUGUUGAUUUCACCUUUCUCAACCAGAAGGUUACAUUCUUAGCGUAGCCAUUAUAACAAUAUCUAAAAGUAGAGGUGACUUUGAAAUGCCAAACUUCAGAAUGAGAUGGAGUAACCCCUUUUGUUUUCGGGCU
Messenger RNA from Gastrolobium bilobum, 1440 nucleotides. RefSeq names its product nudix hydrolase 14, chloroplastic. The coding region runs from base 92 to 904 and encodes 270 amino acids. Gene Ontology annotation, biological process: nucleoside phosphate metabolic process; ribose phosphate metabolic process. The record is from RefSeq and is a predicted model, not a curated record. Gene Ontology annotation, molecular function: ADP-glucose pyrophosphatase activity; ADP-ribose pyrophosphatase activity. The transcript has 7 exons. Lineage: Eukaryota; Viridiplantae; Streptophyta; Magnoliopsida; Fabales; Fabaceae.